AAAGUAGCACGCAGGCGGAUCCGCGCAAUGUGUUCUGUUUAACAUUGAUUCGGUACAAUAAAAAUCUAACAAUGGCCAGCAUAGUGGCAGCAUUUUCCGGUAUUUUCACAAAACCACGUUCACUAGCACUGCUCCAGUACACGAGCGUGCGCUUCCGGCGGAAACCACGCUGGCUGGGUACGGCCAAGAGCAAGCUGUUCCGUGUUCCGGAGCGCAAAAAGCAGAUCGCCGAAGAGGUGGAAGAAUUGAAACGGUUGUACAAUACCUACCGCACUCAGAUGAAAGCUGUCCGCAGUUUUCUGCGAGACGAAGUGGAAGCAUCGAAACUGGUCAGUCGUGCCGGUAUGGUACUGCAAACCCCGGAGGAAGAGGAAGCCGAAUGGCAGGAAGCGUUGCAGCGGAACGAUGAAUGGAACCGGCAAACGGCGGCGGUACGUGACGACCGGCUAGCAGCUGAAAGAGCAGCUCGAAAGGAGUACAUUUUGGAGCGGUUGGUCGCCAAAGAGCAUCGGGAAGCGGAUAAGAGAGAAAAGGUGGAGCAACUGGUCCGUGCCGAGAAGGAACAGUCGAAAACAUUCAUCACCCGUGAGAAUAUUGACAAAGCCAUCGAACUGGCACUGGUGCAACCGACUAGCUACAACUUUGCUCUAGAUCGUGACGGUAACAUUCAUCGCCAUGGCGAUACGUCUGCCACAGAGACCAACAAAGCCGACUAAAGAAGGGAAACGGUUUAGCAUCGUGUAUUUCAUGUAGAGUUCUUAAAUAAAUAUUCCCAAUCUGGGGAUGCGUUCAGCUUG
Molecule: messenger RNA, 797 nt
Organism: Anopheles cruzii
Lineage: Eukaryota; Metazoa; Arthropoda; Insecta; Diptera; Culicidae
Gene: mRpS26
Product: probable 28S ribosomal protein S26, mitochondrial
Exons: 1
Coding region: 72-716 (214 amino acids)
Cellular component (GO): mitochondrial small ribosomal subunit
Source: RefSeq, a predicted model, not a curated record